UUGACUGCAGGUACAAAAUGAAUAUCUGUUUCUCAUUCCUGAAGAUGAUGAUGUUUGUAUUUAAUGGAGUGAUCUUUCUAGGGGGCCUGGCUUUGCUGGGCAUUGGUAUCUGGGUGAAGGUAGACGGUGAUUCCUUUGAGAAGAUCCUUGGAGUUGCUGCACCACAAAUGAUGCUUCUGCUCCAUGUGGGUUACCUGUGCAUCACAGUUGGCAGCAUCCUUUUCAUCAUGGGCUUUUUGGGAUGCUGGGGAGCUGUGAAAGAAAGCAGAUGUCUCCUGCUGGUGGUAAGCGAUUUGCAGAAAGAUCUUGCCGUAGACCGAAUGUGGGUGUUAUGAAUUUGCUAAGCUGUAAAGUUUACACAUGGCUACUCCCGUCUUGAUUUAACUUCUGCUCCUAGACCUUUUCUGCCUUCAAAUUCUUCUGAAUCUUGAUAUGCUGGUAGACUCCCAAAAAUAAAUC
Messenger RNA from Thamnophis sirtalis, 459 nucleotides. The record is from RefSeq and is a predicted model, not a curated record. NCBI's taxonomy places the organism in Eukaryota, Metazoa, Chordata, Lepidosauria, Squamata, Natricidae.